AUGGUUGGCCUAGGGCCGAGUGAUCAAGGACGUGAUUCCUUUGAUGUGUGUAUGGUGGCACGUGAAAUUACACCGAGUGCGGUCGGCCGUGAGAGCACCGCACUGAAUGUCGGUAAUGGCGUUGUUGGCGAUUCGCCAUAUGGUGUGGGCGGCCGUGAGGGCACCACACCUAAUGUCAGUAAUGAUAUUGCUGGCGAUACGCCGUAUAGAGUGAACGGCCGUGAGGGCACCACGCUUAACGCCGGUAAUAGCGUUGUUGGCGAUACGCCGUAUAGUGUGGGCGGCCGUAAGGGCACCACACCUAAUGUCAGUAGUGACACUGUUGGAGAUACGCCGUAUAGUGUGGACGGCCGUGAGGGCACCACACCUAAUGUCGGUCAAGACAAAAGCUCUCGUGUAGAGCGUACUAUGGUUGGUAGUAACAAUGGAAACAAUAUUGUCCUGACCCCUAAGGGGUGUAAGGUCUCGAAGAGACAAUCGAGACGCCGAGUAGCAGCUGUAAAGCGCCAGGCGUCCUCACAGUCACAUAGUGAGAUUAGCAAUACACUAUAUUCACUUGUUAAUGGAGUGACUGGUCAUGUUAAUGGCAGUGUUUUCCUUGAAACCAUUCCAUCUUUGGACGCUCUUUGUGAGCUAGAUGAAAUGUCUGAUGGCGAGUUUAGCCAGGCCUUGAAGGCAGGAGAAUUAUCCGAAUAA
Messenger RNA from Peronospora matthiolae, 696 nucleotides. The record is from the annotation of a GenBank genome assembly. Lineage: Eukaryota; Oomycota; Peronosporomycetes; Peronosporales; Peronosporaceae.